CUCAAGCGUCAAGGUUACCGCAGGACAAAGGUCAAGGGUCGAGGCCGUUUCGCGGGGUUUGCACAGAAGUUAGAAGUGAACUUUGCACCGUUCGCGCAGCCAUGAGCGUUACUCCCCUCAGUAGAGAACCUACAGAUUCUGACGAACGGGUUUGUUAGAUUGUUUCACGGGGAGUUUGCGAAGAUGUGGCCGGAGGGAGUGAACCCGAAGACGGUCCUGUACGGUACCGGGGCCGUGGGCGGGGCGGUAGCGGCUGCUGCCGGGAUCUACAGCUACAUGUACCCGUACGCUUUCCGGGACCGUCACCAGGUCAGACUGGAGCUCGCCAUCAUCGAGAAGUUCACCAACAUCAUCAUGUCUGGCGGGACGGUGCUGAGUCAGUUCGCGGAGGCGGUGAGGAGGCACCCCGACAAGCCCUUCCUCCUGUUCGGUACCGAGGCCCACACGUACGGGGAGGUGGACGCCAUGGCCAACAGGGUCGCCAACUUCUUCCACGGCAUGGGGUUCCAGAAGGGGGACACGGUCGCGCUGCUGAUCUACAACGAGCCUGCCUUCAUCUGGACGUUCCUGGGUCUGGCGAGAGUCGGGGUGAAGAUGGCGCUUCUCAACACCAACCUGCGGGGACAGGCCCUCAUGCACUGCUUUAGGGUCGCUGGGGCAACAGGACUCAUCGUGGGGCAAGGACAACCACUGCUCGACGCCACCUUGGAGCUCAUGCCGGAACUGCAGGCGGAAGGUGCGACCAUCUGGCUGCAGGGUUCUGCUCACCCCCCUGCCGGGCUGUCUGCCUGGGAUGGACCGGUCCAGCGAGAAUCCGACCAACCGCUGACGGUCCAGGUCACCAUCACUCCCGCAGACACUCUGUGCUACAUCUACACAUCAGGAACCACUGGUCUCCCCAAAGCGGCGAUAAUUCCGCACACAAAGUUCAUCAUCGGAGGUAACAGUCUCCUCCUGAUCCAGGGCUUCACCUCGGAGGACGUCCUGUACGUCACCCUGCCGCUGUACCACUCCAGCGGGCUCAUGCUGGGCAUCGGGACAACCAUUAGCAAAGGUGCAACGGUAGCGCUCAGGAGAAAAUUUUCUGCCCACCAUUUCUGGGAGGACUGCAGGCAUUACAACGCCACUGUGAUUAUCUACAUUGGAGAGCUGCUGCGCUACUUAUGUACUCUGCCUGAGCGCCCAGACGAUAAGGACCACAAAGUCCGCCUGGCGUUCGGGAACGGUCUCCGUCCGGACAUCUGGAAGCAGUUCCAGGACCGGUUCGGGAUUCCGCGGAUCGGAGAGUUCUACGCCAUGACGGAGGGAAACGUCGGACUGACGAACAUUUCUAACAAGGUCGGAGCAGUGGGGGUGUACUCGCCUAUGUACAGGAAAUACCGGCCGUCGUCUGUGAUCGAGUGUGACAUUGACACAGGCGAGCCAAUCAGAGGGAAGGACGGAUGGUGCAAGGAGGUCAAAAUAGGUCAGCCCGGCCUCCUGGUGGGCCCCACGGACCCGGCCGUGCCCUACAUCGGCUACCUGGGGAAACCAGAGCUCACUCAGAGGAAGAUCUUACGGGACGUCUUCCGGGAAGGGGACGCCUACUUCAGCACGGGGGACCUGAUGGUGUUCGACAAGGAGUACUUCAUCUACUUCGUGGAUCGGGUGGGAGACACAUUCAGAUGGAAAGGUGAGAAUGUAGCGACCACUGAAGUUGCCCAGGUUCUCAGUAAGAUGGAAGGGGUGCAGGAAGUCAAUGUGUACGGGGUCAAGGUGCCAGGUCAGGAUGGUCGGGCAGGCAUGGCCUCCAUCAUCCCCCUCCCGGGGCAGCAGCCGGACUUCCGGCGCUGGUACAGGUACAUCACAGAGAAACUCCCGACCUACGCACAGCCGCUCUUCCUCCGGCUCACACAGGAGAUACAGGUGACAGGAACCUUCAAGCACCAGAAGGCGGCUCUCGUAAAGGAAGGGUUCGACCCCAGGAGGGUCGCGGAUCCGCUGUUCGUGAUCGACAACGGCAGGAAAACCUACGUUCCGCUAGACGACACAGUCUACAGGAGGAUUGUGGUUGGGCACGCCCGUCUGUAGUUAGAUUUUGAUAAGUACUCUGAAGACGAUUCUGAUAGAAUUCUGUUAAUGUUCUGGUUUACUGUAUCCUGUAGCUUCUAGUAGAUUCUAACAAGAAUCCAAUUCAACUUCAGAGAAGACUGUGUCUCCAGGAAUCUACAUGUAACUACAGAAGGGAGGGCUUUCAUACCUCACACAUUUGUACAUAC
Messenger RNA from Branchiostoma floridae (Florida lancelet), 2258 nucleotides. RefSeq names its product very long-chain acyl-CoA synthetase-like. Lineage: Eukaryota; Metazoa; Chordata; Leptocardii; Amphioxiformes; Branchiostomatidae. The record is from RefSeq and is a predicted model, not a curated record. Bases 184 to 2070 code for a protein of 628 amino acids. Gene Ontology annotation, molecular function: long-chain fatty acid transmembrane transporter activity; long-chain fatty acid-CoA ligase activity. The transcript has 12 exons.